AUGCCGACAGAUCACAAAAGAAUUAAUGGUCCAGAAGUAUCUGUAUCAUAUAAUAUUUAUCCUAAUUCUAAUACGGAAGAAAAAUAUACAAAAAGUAAUAUUUCUAUAAGGAAUGAUGGUCGUGCGCAUAACAAACGGAGGGAAAUAUUUUUAAAAACAGGAAUAGUUAGUCAAGCAAAAGGUUCUGCAUAUAUUGAAAUGGGUGAUACUAAAGUUGUAUGCUCUGUCUUUGAUCCCAGAGAAAUUCAUAAUAGGAAUGAAUACAGUUCGCACGGUGAAUUGUAUUGUGAAUUUAAGUUUGCACCAUUCUCUUGUAAUAAAAGAAAAAUACAUCAACAAGAUCCAGAGGAGAAAGAAUAUAGUCAGAUUCUUAAAAGGGCUUUAGAACCAGCAGUUUGUUUGCACGAAUUUCCUAACUUUCAAGUAGACGUUUAUACAACAGUUAUAGAUAACAAUGGUUCAUCCUUGGCAGCUGCUAUAACAGUGGCUAGUGUAGCACUAGCUAACGCAGGAGUUCCUAUGUUUGGUUUGGUUACCGCAACUUCUGUGGCUAUUUAUGACAAUAUACUGCUUCUUGAUCCAACGGAUAGCGAAGAGAUAUAUUGUAGUAAAAAUUCCUCAAUUUCUGGAAAUCAUGGCAUUAUAAUGCAAGCGUUUCUUCCUCAACUUGAACAAAUAUCAGAAUUUUUCUCAGUUGGAAAUUUAAAUAUGGAAAAUCUUACUAAUGCUAUAGAAGUUACAAAACAAGCUAAUAAAGAUAUAUAUCCGUUGUUACAACAAUGCCUCGCCAGAUCAAUUUUCAAAGUAGUCAAAGAAACGAACGAUUAUCCCCACUGA
Molecule: messenger RNA, 837 nt
Organism: Polistes dominula (European paper wasp)
Lineage: Eukaryota; Metazoa; Arthropoda; Insecta; Hymenoptera; Vespidae
Product: exosome complex exonuclease Mtr3
Biological process (GO): U4 snRNA 3'-end processing; nuclear mRNA surveillance; poly(A)-dependent snoRNA 3'-end processing
Cellular component (GO): nucleolus; cytoplasmic exosome (RNase complex); nuclear exosome (RNase complex)
Molecular function (GO): RNA binding
Source: RefSeq, a predicted model, not a curated record